UAAAUUAUUUUUCCCUAAUUAUUCUCCCCUCAGUGUCAUUUCUCUCAACCCUUUCCCAUGGCCGAUUCUCUACUCUUUCUCCAUUCUCUCUCUUUUUAUCUAUAGCCCUAAACCUAACCCCCAAUGAUGCAUGCGAGCACCAAACCGAACCUUAUAAUCCAAAGACUCUCGGGUUGUCUUCUCUCAUCGCUCCACUCUCCUUCGACCGACGCUGCCAAGAGUCUUCACCGGCGAAGAAUCCGACGACAGGAUGCAAAAGGGAUUUUAACGUUGCCUUUGACCGAAGGCUUUUCUGUUUUGGUGAAGAAGACCAGUAGUUACUCCCCCGAGAUGGAGAGGAAAAAAACUAUUUCUUCUUCCCUCGACGAUAGAGCUACAAUGGUCGUUCCUCUCUCCAAAAAUGGAGAGCCUCUAUUACAUUGCUUCACUCCCCGAACCCCUUACAAACUGUUUCAUUCAGUUUUCAUAACCCCCCACAUUGAUGAAUUGCUCCACUUUUUAUGGUUGUUUGUUGGAAGAACUUCCAAAUGGUUGCACGGGUCCAGCAGGGGAAGGACCACCAAGUGAUAUAGUCGAAUCUUUAUUGGUUGAUGGCGUGGCUCUAGUGAGCCUGAUGUUGAGAUGGUGGAAGUCUCACAAAUGUGAAAUUGUUGAUGUAUGCUUUGGGCUUAUACCAAUUGUGAUACGGGUUGGGUUGCAAGUGAUAUUGGGCUCGGGUUGUAAAUUUUGCCUUAUAAAGAAGCCUGUUCCGAUUUGGACUUU
Hibiscus syriacus is the source of this 762-nucleotide messenger RNA. RefSeq lists its product as uncharacterized. The transcript is spliced from 3 exons. The coding region runs from base 124 to 567 and encodes 147 amino acids. Lineage: Eukaryota; Viridiplantae; Streptophyta; Magnoliopsida; Malvales; Malvaceae. The record is from RefSeq and is a predicted model, not a curated record.